AGUUUUCCAACGUUUUUUGGUGAUUUUGGUGUAGUAAAAAUUUUUAAAAUUAAUAUUUCUAAGUCUCUAGAACGAUUUUGCGAAGGAGUUUUUUUCAAAGAAGUGAGAAUGCCUCAAGGUCGACGUAAAGUCCCUUUCAGUGCGAAGCAGAAGAAGCUACAACUGCAAGCUAAACGACAUAAGAAACAAGGGCUGUUGGAACACCAGAGUGAUGAUUCGGAGCGAUCACGAGACCAACCUCGAGUCCAAAAAAUCAACCAACAACCGACUACAGCUGCUGGUAAAUCGAACAGAUACGCUUUGCAAUUCUUCAAAGAAACCAAUGAAGAAAUCCAACAACGUAAGGAGCAAGCUAGACAGGCCAUUGUUCCUGUAACCGAAGAAGAACUUGAAAUCGAUAUCGAUAAUUAUUUCCUUCCCGAGUUAGAUUUCCCUAAAAGGCCAUUAUGGGAUUACGAGAUGACUAAAGAAGAGAUCGAUUUGCAGGAGAAUCGUUACUUUAGGGAGUAUUUGGCCGGAAUUGAGAAACAGUUUCCGUUGAAAGACUUGAGUUACUUUGAAUUGAAUUUGGAAACGUGGAGACAAUUAUGGAGAGUCAUCGAGAUGUCCGAUAUUAUAUUAAUUAUAGUCGAUAUUAGAUUUUCUGCCCUUAUGUUUCCUCCAUCUUUAUACAAGUUCGUAGUGGAGGAUUUGAAAAAAGAAAUGAUCCUGGUUCUGAAUAAAAUCGAUUUAGCUCCAGCUGAAUUAGUCGUAGCUUGGAAGUAUUACUUUUUAUCGAAAUUUCCAUCCAUUCAUAUUCUUACAUUCACUUCGGUUCCCGGUUACAAUCUUCAUGGAAAUGUUGAAAGUAAAAUGAAUGCGAAACGAAAAGCUCGUAUGAGGAUGUCUUUCGAAGGUGCUCAAAAGCUUCAAGAACUGUGCGAUAAAAUCGUUGGAAGUGAAGUCGAUUUGAGUUCUUGGAAGAAGAAAAUAAUCGAAGAGAAAAGUAAAGAAUACGAUAACGAAGAACUAGAAGUUGAACAGAGCACUGAAAUCACCUCUAUCGAUACCAGUUACCAUAAACAUCAAAAAUUUCGCGAUGGUGUUCUAACUAUCGGAUGUAUUGGGCAACCGAACGUUGGAAAGUCUUCAUUGAUGAAUGCGAUCAUCGGAAAAAAGGUUGUCAGUGUAUCAAAAACUCCAGGCCAUACGAAGCAUUUCCAGACUAUAUUUUUAACACCCACUGUUAAAGUUUGUGAUUGCCCCGGAUUAGUUUUUCCAUCAAAAGUUCCUAAAGUUUUACAAGUGCUCAUGGGAAGUUUCCCAAUUGCUCAACUUCGAGAACCGUACACAUCUGUGAAGUAUAUCGCUGAGAGAAUAGACUUGGUUAAAUUAUUACAUCUGCAACAUCCAAACGAUGACGAAGAAUGGUCUUCGAUGGAUAUUUGCGAUGGCUGGGCCAAAAAACGAGGCUUUCUAACUGCCAGAGCUGCUCGAUUGGACAGUUACAGAGCAGCAAAUCAUUUACUCAGAUUAGCUCUGGAUGGUAAAAUCUGCCUAUGCUUACGACCUGCCGGAUACUCGACUAAAAUUGAGCACUGGAAAACCCAUCCAGAAAUCCAAGAAGUAUUAUGGAUUCAAGCUAAAAAUAAAUCCGAAGAAAGCCAACUCCGAGGUAAUAUCGAGUCCGACGAAGACGAAAGUGAUAGUUGUCGAUCAAGUGGCGAUAGUGGAGAAACAGACAGUGGAGAAGAUAGUGAUGAAAGCGAUGUCGAAUCUACCGGCGACUUCUCAUCAGCGUCUACGAAUAAAUUCGCAGCUUUGGGCGAAGUAGAAUAAAUUGCAUUUUUAAUUCCGUACUCUAUACGCUUAUUUAAUUUAUUACUUACGAAUAAAAAAUUAUCGCUUUUGAA
This is a messenger RNA of Planococcus citri (citrus mealybug), 1892 nucleotides long. RefSeq names its product Nucleostemin 4 (gene Ns4). The transcript is spliced from 12 exons. The record is from RefSeq and is a predicted model, not a curated record. Bases 109 to 1818 code for a protein of 569 amino acids. Lineage: Eukaryota; Metazoa; Arthropoda; Insecta; Hemiptera; Pseudococcidae. Gene Ontology annotation, molecular function: GTPase activity; GTP binding.